AUGCCUCCUCGCAAAUUCAAUCUAAAUAGCAGGACCGUAACAGCCCCUCUAGCAGCCGCAACCAUGGCGUUACUCCUGUACACAUAUGCUCGCAUCUCCAUUAGAGCAGCAAAGCAAAAUGCGCAGAAACAUCGCGAAGCAGACGGCGGCCAAAUAAAUUGGGCCAACGAAAAUUUGAGACGUCAUGGUCAGUUAGAUGUGCCGCAAGAGCAAAAAACCGUGAAACAAUUAUUAGGCACGGCGAAGGAUAAUUUGGAGGAAUUAAGGGCAAAAGGAGAUGCGCCUGAGAGUCACGAGGUGGAGAGAAGAUUGAAGGAGAGAGCGGCCAAGGGAAGAGAAGGUGGUUUUGUUGGGAAAGCAGAGUGA
Molecule: messenger RNA, 366 nt
Organism: Sclerotinia sclerotiorum 1980 UF-70
Lineage: Eukaryota; Fungi; Ascomycota; Leotiomycetes; Helotiales; Sclerotiniaceae
Exons: 2
Coding region: 1-366 (121 amino acids)
Source: RefSeq, a predicted model, not a curated record